Gongylonema pulchrum is the source of this 207-nucleotide messenger RNA. The record is from the annotation of a GenBank genome assembly. NCBI's taxonomy places the organism in Eukaryota, Metazoa, Nematoda, Chromadorea, Rhabditida, Gongylonematidae.
AUGACUGGAAGGGUUUUCAGGGAAGGUAAAGUGAAGUCGAUUAUCAGAAGCUGUUACGAAUCAUUGCAAGUGUACUACUUCGAUGAGCACAAGAAGAUGCAGUUAGUAGAUGACGAGGAAAUGGUGGAUCUGGAGGAUCGCAUCGGAGAUUACCAAAAGAAAAUGGACGAGCUGAAAAAUAAAAUCAAAUUCCAUGAGGUUAGAUAA